AUGCACUUAACCUGGGAAGGUCUCGGAUAUCUAUCUAUCUAUCUAUCUAUCUCGGCCUGUUUAUAUCUAUCUAUCCCAGUCUGUUCAUAUCUAUCUAUCUAUCUAUCUAUCUAUCUAUCUAUCUAUAUCUAUAAUCAUCUAUCAGUUUUUUUUUCUUUCUUUCAAUCUUUUCUCUUUCAUCCUGACCAAAGUUUUCCUUCUUUUUUUUUCUUCUUUUUUUUUCUUCUUUUUUUUUCCUUUUUUCUUUUCUUCUUCUUUUUUUACAUCUUUUCCUUCUUUUUUUUCCUUUUCUUCGCUUCUUUUUACAUCUUUCCUUCUUUCUUUUUUUUUUUUUUUUCCUUUUUUUCCUUCUUUAUUGUUUUUUUCUUUUUUCAUUCUUUCUUCUUUUUCUUAUUCGUUUUUCUUUUCUCUUUUCUUUAUUUUCCUUUUUUAUUCUUUUCUUUUUUCAUUCUUUCAUUCUUUUCUUUUUCUUUAUUUUUCCAAUUUUUUCUUUAUUUUUCUUCUUUUGUUCUUUACUUUUUCUUUUUCCUUUUUCUCCUUUGUCUCUCGUUUUCCUCUUACCUUUAUUUCUUUCUUAUUUUCUUUUCUCUUCUUUUUCCUUCUUCUCCUUCUCUCUCUCUUUUUCUAUUUUCUUUGCUUUCCUUCUUUUGUCUGUUUCACUUCUUUUUCAUUCUUCUCCUUCCUCUUUCUCUUUUUGUCUUUUCUUUAAUUUCCUUCUUUUCUUCUUUUCUUUGUCUUUCUUCUCCUUAUGUUUCUUUUCUAUUUUCUUCAUUUUACUUCAUUUGUUUUUUUUAUACUUCUUUUUCCUUCUACUCCUUCGCUUCACUUUUUUUCUAUUUUCUUUAUUUUCCUUCUCGUAAUUUUUCAUUCUUUUCUCUUCUUUUCAUUAUUUUUCUUUCUUUUCUUUUCAUUUGUCUUCUUUUACUUUCUUUCUCUUUUUUAUUCAUUCUUUACCUCCUUCUCAAUCUUUUUUUUUUUUGCUUUUUUUUAAUUUUCAGCUUUUUUUCAUUUCUUUGUUUCUUUUCUUUCAUUCCCUCAUUUGUGUCAUGGGUAUUUACCUAUAACUACAGAAUGAAUUCUUCCUAA
This is a messenger RNA of Acanthosepion pharaonis, 1086 nucleotides long. The record is from the annotation of a GenBank genome assembly. NCBI's taxonomy places the organism in Eukaryota, Metazoa, Mollusca, Cephalopoda, Sepiida, Sepiidae.